AUGGGUAUUAAAGGGUUGAAUGCAAUUAUAUCGGAACAUGUGCCCUCUGCAAUUAGAAAAAGCGACAUCAAAAGCUUCUUUGGGAGAAAAGUGGCGAUCGAUGCUUCUAUGUCCCUAUACCAGUUCUUAAUUGCUGUAAGACAGCAAGAUGGUGGGCAAUUGACUAACGAGGCGGGUGAAACCACGUCGCACUUGAUGGGUAUGUUCUAUAGGACGUUGAGAAUGAUUGAUAAUGGUAUCAAGCCUUGCUAUGUCUUCGACGGCAAGCCUCCCGAUAUGAAAUCACAUGAGUUGGCCAAGCGGUCUUCCAGAAGAGAAGAAACUGAGAAAAAAUUGGCAGAGGCAACGACUGAAUUAGAAAAAAUGAAACAAGAAAGAAGGUUGGUGAAGGUCUCAAAAGAACAUAAUGAAGAAGCUCAAAAAUUACUAGGAUUAAUGGGUAUUCCGUAUAUAAUAGCUCCAACGGAAGCAGAAGCUCAGUGUGCCGAGUUGGCAAAAAAGGGCAAGGUGUAUGCCGCAGCGAGUGAAGACAUGGACACUCUUUGCUAUAGAACACCUUUUUUGCUGAGACAUUUAACUUUUUCAGAAGCCAAGAAAGAACCGAUUCAUGAAAUAGACACAGAAUUAGUUCUAAGAGGCCUCGAUUUGACUAUAGAGCAGUUUGUCGACCUUUGUAUAAUGCUUGGAUGUGACUACUGUGAAAGCAUUAGAGGUGUUGGCCCAGUAACUGCUUUAAAGUUGAUGAAAACUCAUGGAUCCAUUGAAAAAAUCAUAGAAUUUAUUGAAUCUGGCGAGUCAAAUAACACUAAGUGGAAAAUUCCAGAAAACUGGCCCUACAAGCGGGCAAGAAUGCUAUUCCUUGAUCCUGAAGUAAUUGAUGGUAACGAGAUAAAUCUAAAGUGGUCACCACCGAAGGAGAAGGAACUUAUUGAGUAUUUGUGUGAUGAGAAAAAGUUUAGCGAAGAGAGAGUUAAAUCCGGUAUAGUAAGAUUGAAAAAAGGAUUGAAGUCUGGGAUUCAAGGUAGAUUAGAUGGCUUCUUCCAAGUGGUGCCUAAAACGAAGGAACAAUUGGCUGCGGCGGCGAAGAGAGCACAAGAGAACAAAAAAUCAAACAGAAAUAAAAGUAAAGUAACGAAAGGGAGAAGAUGA
Messenger RNA from Saccharomyces mikatae IFO 1815, 1149 nucleotides. It is a transcript of the gene RAD27, whose product is annotated as multifunctional nuclease RAD27. Gene Ontology annotation, molecular function: DNA binding; 5'-flap endonuclease activity; 5'-3' exonuclease activity. The transcript has a single exon. Gene Ontology annotation, cellular component: cytoplasm; nucleus. The record is from RefSeq and is a predicted model, not a curated record. The coding region runs from base 1 to 1149 and encodes 382 amino acids. Lineage: Eukaryota; Fungi; Ascomycota; Saccharomycetes; Saccharomycetales; Saccharomycetaceae.